UAAGUUGAGAAAUUCAGCAGAAAUUUCUGACCAAUGAGAUGAUCUGAUACGUAUGCGGUAUGGUUGUUAGUCACGUGACACGAAGGAUAACAUGGCGGGCCUCGGUGAGGGGGAGGUGCGAGUUGUGGAAACUUUACGGGUUAAAAUCGGGGAAGGAAAGAACUUUGGUGCCAACACAGGCCCAGUGGGGACCAGGGACACCUUCUGUACUGUCAGCCUCGACCAGGAAGAGGUGGUCAGAACAAAAACUGUGGAAAGGGCACAGAGUGCCUUCUUUGGAGAGGAGUUCCAGUUUGAGGUCCCCAGACCGUUCCGUGUGUUGUCAUUCUACCUGUAUGAAAAAGACCUCUUGAAAAGAGACAGUUGCUUGGGCAAGGCUUGCAUCAGGAAGGAGGAACUGAACAGAUACCAUGGCAAGGACCACUGGUUCUCUCUCACACAUGUGGACCAGGACUCGGAAGUACAGGGACAAGUUCAUGUGGAAGUCAAGUUGACAGAGACUAUGGAAGAUGCGGGGAAAACUGUCUUCAAAGUCUCAGCAAGAGUUUUAGAAUGUAGUGGCCUGGCCAUCAUCAAUGGCUGUUGCGAUCCCUAUGCAAAUGUUACAUUCUGUACACCAAAUAGAACAGAAAACAAGAAGACCAAAGUACGAAAGAAGACAACAGACCCUCACUUUGAUGAAACUUUUUAUUUUGAGCUUAACCGACCAAGUCCAAGUCCGGACAACAGAUUCAGCAUAGUGGAUGAAGACAUAGACAAGACAGAACUCAGGGUUAGCCUUUGGCACUCCAGCAACUACUACAAGUUUGCAGAUGUAUUCCUUGGCGAAGUUAAGAUUCCUUUAAGUACUUUGGACAUGACCAGGCCACAGAAGCUGCACAAGGCAUGGUACCUGCUCCAGCCCCGAGACAGCACCCGACCAAGCAAGCCGUGCCAGGGUUCUCUUCGGCUCAACAUCAACUACACAGAGGACCACAUCUUCCCUUCCCACUACUACGACUCUCUCUGCAACCUGCUGCUAAAAUCUCCAGAUGUAGAUCCCUUGUCCUCCAGUGCAGUUAACAUCUAUGGAGAAGUGAUGAAGGAUAAGUUGGAGGAUGCUGCCAGACCGUUGGUCAGACUAUUCCUGCAUCAUGGCACCCUACUGCCUCUCAUCUCGGCCCUUGCUGACCGGGAAGUUGCUAAGAUGACGGAUCCCAACACCCUGUUCCGAGGGAACUCGCUGCUGACCAAGUGUGUAGAUGAAGUCAUGAAGCUAACAGGGAUGCACUACCUUCACCUCACUAUCAAAAAACACAUUGAUGAUGUGUGUGAAGACCACAAGCCAUGUGAAAUAGAUGCCACUAGAGUCAAGGAAGGGGAAAAUCUUCAGAUCAACUUGGAAAACCUGAGAGUAUACGUUGAGAGAAUGUUCAAAUCGAUCACAGAAUCUGCGCGACUGUGCCCUACCAUCAUGUCUGAAGUCUUCUUCACUUUGAAGGAGUCGGCUAUUCGCCACUUCCCAGAUGUGAAUGAUGUACGAUACACGGCAGUCAGCGGGUUUGUGUUUCUGAGACUUUUCGCUCCUGCCAUCCUGGGGCCAAGGUUGUUCCAGCUACGGGAAGAACACCCAGACCCCACCACCGCCAGAACACUGACACUGAUUUCCAAGACAAUCCAGAGCCUGGGAAACCUGGCCAACUCUUCCUCUGUAAGCCCCGGUCUGAAGGAGGCCUACAUGUCCAAUAUCUACGAUUGCUUUGCUAAGAAGGAAUACUCAGAUGCAGUCAAAACAUUCCUUGAUGUAAUUUCCUCCACUGGCCGGCCACACUCAAGAAGUAUAGACACACCUGUUGUCUUAAAGGAAAGCUUGAUGAUCAAGAGAGCACAGGGUAGGACGAGGUUUGGGCUGAAGAACUUCAAGAGAAGAUGGUUCUGUCUUACCAAUAAGGACCUCACUUACGCCAAGUCAAAAGAGCUGGAGAGAAAUCUGGGCACAGCUUAUCGCCUGAGACGAACAGGCUGCACUAGAAUCCUGCUGGGGGAGCCUCCUCUCUGUAAGAUUCCUGUGGAAGACAUCCUUGCAGUAGAAAGCUUACAAGAAGAGUCCUUCAAGAUGAAAAAUAUGUUCCAGGUAGUGCAACCCCAGCGAGCCUUGUACAUCCAGGCAAACAACUGUGUAGAAGCCAAAGAAUGGAUUGACAUUUUGAACAAAGUGAGCCAGUGUAACAAAAAAAGGUUGAAGACCUACCAUCCUGCUGCCUAUGUCAACUGUCACUGGUUAUGCUGCAAAGAAGGAAACGAAAAUGCAACAGGCUGCACCCCUGUUACUGGGGGUGUACCUACAGAUAUCAAGUUGGACAUUGACUCAGACAGGGAAAUGGAGAGGAUACACUCCUUCUUUCUUACACACAGGGACCGCUUGGAGAAAUUGGAAGUGUACCUCUAUGACAUGUGUGGAGAGGAAGCUGUGUACAGUGGCACCCCUCCAACCCCUCGAACAACCACCUACAUCAUAGAGGACCCCAAAACAUGCUUUGAGACACUAAGAAGUAUUAUGGACUGCAUUAUCAAGCUGGAACAAGAACACAUCGAGUACUACAAGGCAUUAGCCAAGAGCACCAAAUAUGGCAGCGAACAAAAACCUAUUGGAGGGGAUGGUGUGAAACCAAAUGAGCUGGAAGAUUCCAUGGAGGGGGAAUAGGGGAGCAAUAUUGUGUACAUGUAUAUAACAGGCCCAGGGUAUCAAAUGGAGAAAGGCACCAGCAACUGAGCAUGCUACCGCAAGGACCUUUGAAUAGGACAGUCUUUGGUUUGUAUUAUACUUUUUACAGGACAUGCCUUCAGAGGAUGUUGCCACUAUGUAAUUUUGAAAUUAGAUUCUAUAUGUCAAAACCACUGGUAGCUCUUUUGAAUUUGAAAUGUCAAAAUCAGUUUCUGACACUGAUUUUUCUUAGAAUUUAGACCACUUUGUUGUAUGUAUUAUACAUAUUUUCUUUUUUUUACAAUUUGAUAAGUCAAUUUAUGAUGUUGUAGAAAAACAAUAGAACAAAGCAAGACAUGUAAUUGUUACAUAAACAUUUCACACCAUUAUUAUAACUCCUAUUGCACAUUCAGUUCUAGUAUUUUCCAUAAGAUGCAGUUGACAUGGCUUGAAAAAUCAAAGACUUGAUCUGCUAUCUGUUAGUCCAAGUGUAUCAACCCUGACAAUAAGUAAUUAAGGUGUUUUAAUUGUUAUUCUCUGAUAGACCACAGUCAAAUCAAAUAUGUGUGCAAUGAGAUCAGAAGUUUUCAACUCUGAAUCAAGUCAAUUUAGGAGCCAUAUGACAGUAAAUCAAAACUAGGAAAAAUCAUGUGUACUUAAAAGGAAAAGAGCCAGUAACAAACAUUUUCUACCAUCAUUCUUUUUCUGAAACUGCCAUCAGUAAUGCAUAUCCUGUUUGCUGAGAUGUAUGCCCGUCAAUACUACACAUUCUAUAACUUAUCAUGUUACAGACACUAACUGCAUUAAAUUUUGUGUUUUGUUUUGUUUUGUUUGAUAUCUGCAUGUCAUUACGGACAAUUUUAAGGAUUUUAAUCAAACUGUAAGGUUUUAGCAAUGAUUGUACAUAUCAAGUUAUGGUUAUUGUGUUGAUAGGCAAUUCAGGACUUAGGCAUGGAACUCUUUUGAGUACCACAUAUCUGUUACUGAUUUACUUAAAAUUAGUUUUAUUGUGAAAAAAUGCUUUGAAUCAUUACUCAAGGACAUAAAAAUUGCUAUUUCAUCUUGUGCAACCCUGGUCUUAACUUUUUCCAAGUAACUGUUACUAUUUGUGAUAAUCUGUCAUAUCUUAGCACAGAAGUGAGAUUGUGCAACACAAAUGAUGCAAAGGGCAAAAAUCAACAUUCUUUCUAAACAAACUUGUAUAUAUCAUGUAAAUAUAGAGAUAUCUGCAUUGUGUGCAUGUAAAGUUGUAGAUAGAAAUCCAUGUAUGCCACCAAAAGUGAAAUGUGAUCGAAUGGAACAUUUUGUGAUAUGUUGAUGUAAGGUAGAGGGAUUUUUCUUUUGCAAUUGUAAUGUGUUACUGAUGAGAUGUUGAAUAUAAAAAAAAAUGAAUCUUUGA
Messenger RNA from Branchiostoma floridae (Florida lancelet), 4082 nucleotides. Its product is annotated as ras GTPase-activating protein 3-like. Gene Ontology annotation, biological process: intracellular signal transduction; regulation of GTPase activity. Bases 92 to 2683 code for a protein of 863 amino acids. The record is from RefSeq and is a predicted model, not a curated record. The transcript has 27 exons. NCBI's taxonomy places the organism in Eukaryota, Metazoa, Chordata, Leptocardii, Amphioxiformes, Branchiostomatidae.